Molecule: messenger RNA, 840 nt
Organism: Lindgomyces ingoldianus
Lineage: Eukaryota; Fungi; Ascomycota; Dothideomycetes; Pleosporales; Lindgomycetaceae
Product: Extradiol aromatic ring-opening dioxygenase
Exons: 2
Coding region: 1-840 (279 amino acids)
Molecular function (GO): ferrous iron binding; oxidoreductase activity, acting on single donors with incorporation of molecular oxygen; zinc ion binding
Source: RefSeq, a predicted model, not a curated record
AUGUCAGCAUCUUCUCCCCAUCUCGCGCCCGUAAUCUCCAUCUCCCACGGCGGCGGCCCGAUGCCCAUUCUCGGCGAUCCCUCGCACGCCGCCAUUGUAAAAUCGCUACGAACGCGAGUCCCUGAGAUCCUCAAACUCGGGACCCCGGAGCAGCCGCAGGCGAUCGUGUUAGUGACCGCACAUUGGAGUACCAAAGUACCCACGAUUAGUUGUUCGGAGAAGCAUGAGUUGUUGUAUGAUUAUUACGGGUUUCCGGAUGAGGCAUAUGCGUUGAAAUAUGAUGCCCCAGGGAGUAAGGAGGUUGCGGGGUUGGUGGAAGGGGUUUUGAAGGAGCGGGGUUUGGAGUCUAAGAUGGAUGAUCGCAGAGGCUGGGACCACGGCGUCUUCAUCCCGAUGAUGCUCAUCAACCCCUCCGCCAACAUCCCCAUCAUCCAACUCUCAGUCCUGUCCUCCGAAUCCCCAUCCACACACUUCGCCCUUGGCCGCGCGCUCUCCUCCCUCCGCGCCCAGAAUAUCGCGAUCGUCGGCUCGGGAUUCGCGUCGCUGCAUAACCUGCGCGCAAUGUUCUCGGGGCAGACACGCAUGCCGUCGUUUAAAGCGCUGAAUGAGGAGUGGAGUCGGCAAGUCACCGAUGCCGUACAAACGGCCGAUUUAUCUGAGAGGGCUGGCAAGUUUGAGGGAUGGAGGAAGUGGCAGGGCGCGUAUGAGAUGCAUCCUAGAGGCGGAGCGGAGCAUUUUCUGCCCUUGGUGGUGUGUGCGGGGGCGGGGGGUGAGGGGAGGGCUAAGGCCUAUGCGGACGAGUUUGCGGGGUUGAAUAUGUGGAGUUAUUAUUGGGACUAA